AUGAGAGAUCGGCCCGUCAUCAGCAUCGAAAAUUACACCAUAUACUGCGGCGAUGCUGAUGAGAACAAAGUAGAUGCGCCUCACGCACCUACGGAAACCACUGAGGACAACAGUAAGGACGCCUUCUUUGAUGAACUCAAUGCGUUGAUGUCUAAAAUACCAAGCCAGCAGGUGGUCAUUGUCGGAAUCGACGCAAAAGAUGGGACUCGAACAGCAAUCCGAUGUGCUAGGAAAAUGGUACUAUGCAGCGGAGCGCACGGUGACCGUCUGGUCGACUUGUGCGAACAGACGGGCCUCAUCAUCGCUUCCACGUUUAAGAGGAAUCAUCGACGCCAUCAGCUCACGUUGCAGGGGUCAACCCUUUUAACGCCUGAAGAGCAGCGCAAGCGGAAGAUGAGGACUCUUAAACUUCAGCUCGACUACGCUCUGGCGAGGAACAUUCCUCAGACGGACGCUGCAAGGGAAACGCUCCCGGUUCUAUUGCCGCGGAAGAAGUUUGCCUUUGCAUCUGCGGAAACAAAAUCCACAUACAAUUCUGUAUGUGACGCGCGCAGCGCUGGUGACUUCAAUCAGGAAAAGCGUCUUAGAAGGAAGCUGUGUCGUCAACUGCAACAAGACCGCGAUAACGAGUGGACGUCAAGAGCGAUGGAGUUUGAGAAGGCGUGGGGGGACAGGAACCCGCGGAAAACCUAUGCUCUACUAAAACAGUAUAGCGGCAAAAUGAAAACAUGUUCCCCUGUCCUCUACACUGCCAAUGGGGUAGCUGUCGGUGAAGCAACCCUUCCAAUUUGGAAGGAACACUUCAAGACCUUGCUGAAGCGGCUAGCACCGUCAGCCCCUGAACUCGAACACGUUCAUAGACCGACAUACGCGGUUAACGAGGAGCCACCGACCGUGUCGAAGGUCCUGGUCUGUAUUCAAAAAAUGAAGAAUGGAAAAUCUGGCGAGGACGACGGGAUUAGCGCAGAAAUGCUAAAAUAUCUUCCUCCGUCUGGGAUUCGUGAGAUGACAAAGAUCAUCCGUUCAAUAUGGAUAGACGAAAGGAUACCUGAUUCGUGGAGACACACUAUCAUAAUUCCCCUCCACAAGAAGUUAUCCGUCACGGACCCUAGGAAUUACCGAGGAAUCUCUUUGCUGCGUGUUAUGUACAAGGUAUUGGAGCGCAUUAUCUUGGACCGACUUAUUAAACAUCGCGAAGAAAAAACGCGCGACGAGCAAGCUGGCUUUCGUCCUGGCUGGUCUACGAUUGACCAGGUGUUCAUUGUCAGGAGAGUGAUCGAAAUCUGGGUGCGGUAUUCGAAGCCAAUGCAACUAGCGUUUCUGGACUUUGAAGCCGCGUUCGACUCUCCUCACCGAGACCGUCUUCUCAACGCGCUCAGCGCCGAUGGAGUACCAGGAAAGUUCGUUCGCUUGCUUGAUGACAUGAAUCAACGAACAACUGCUGCAGUUCGAACACCAGCCGGAUGUACAACACCGUUUGAAGUGGUAACUGGAGUAAGACAAGGGGCAGUGGCAGGACCUUUCCUGUUCAAUUUCGCAAUCGAAUUAUGCGAAGAACAGUCGACCAGUGUCCUGCCGACAUUGUCUUGGCACCAUCUGGGUGCCACUUUACUGACCUCGAGUACGCCGACGAUGUUAUAUUCGCGGAAAGCAGUACGAAACUUCAACAUGUUGUCAACCUUGUAUCGAAGCUGGCUGCAGCCUAUGGACUACGCCUACGCCCUGAUAAAUGCAAGCAGAUGUGGAUCUCUUCGAGACCACGAACGGGAAUCAGGGUGGACGGACAACCGAUAG
Molecule: messenger RNA, 1794 nt
Organism: Necator americanus (New World hookworm)
Lineage: Eukaryota; Metazoa; Nematoda; Chromadorea; Rhabditida; Ancylostomatidae
Exons: 3
Coding region: 1-1794 (597 amino acids)
Source: RefSeq, a predicted model, not a curated record